Messenger RNA from Topomyia yanbarensis, 846 nucleotides. Its product is annotated as trypsin-2-like. The transcript has 3 exons. Lineage: Eukaryota; Metazoa; Arthropoda; Insecta; Diptera; Culicidae. Gene Ontology annotation, molecular function: serine-type endopeptidase activity. Gene Ontology annotation, biological process: proteolysis. The record is from RefSeq and is a predicted model, not a curated record. Bases 1 to 846 code for a protein of 281 amino acids.
AUGCACGCCCGAUUGGUUGUUUUGUUUAUCGUUUCAUUGACGCCCGUUUUCAAUGGAGCUGCUCUUUCCGGUCCGAUUCUGAAGGGAGGUUCUGACGCGCCCUGGGGAGCCUUUCCAUCGGCGGCAUUCAUACGGACACCAUUUCUAAGUUUCUGUGGAGCUGCUGUCGUUCAUCCAGAUUUCGUUUUAACCUUAGCCCAAUGUGUUUAUGACGAAGAGCAACUGAUUCCGAUUCAACCAAACCAGAUAGAGGUCAUAGCGGGAGAUAGAAACAUAGUCUCCGUAUCAAUCGAACGUCAGGAAAGGAAUGUACUGGAAGUGAUCAUUCAUCCAAACUACACAGCAUACAAUCAUCAAAAUGACAUCGCACUGUUGAAAUUGGACCGUCCGCUGGAGAUGCCAUCGAAUACCGUGGAAACGAUCGUUCGAAGACAUCGAAUUGUUCCCGAUGGAAGCAUUUGUGAGCUUCCUGGAUGGAGCAUGGAACGAGUUAGUUCAUCCUCGCUGACUGAAGCGGACCAGAAGUACACGACGGUGAAAAUGCUCGAUCGGGAUAUCUGCAAUCAGGCAAAUAUUCACGCGGGUCGUGUUCGGGAGAGCAUGGUUUGCGGAGGGAAUCUUUUGAGUAGUACUAACGCGGUGUGCAGUGGUAAUUUGGGAUGUCCACUUUACUGUGAGGAGGAGUUGACUGGACUGUUGUCGUUUGGAGUUAACUGUGGGGCACCGAAUGAUCCACCGGUGUUCACUCAGCAAUCCACCGUACGUGAAACGCGAGAAGACCGGACGAGAAAACACCUGUUGUUCACCACUGCAAACGGAUCCGUAAUGGAUAGAAUUUCCAAUUAA